AUGGCUGAAUCAACUGCACCGCCGUCGGAUACCGCCGAUACUGAUAUUCCUAUUGCCACUACAGCGUCGGAGUAUCCGCCAUACCCUCCGUACUCCACGGCGACAGCGCCCCCUUCCGUCGCUGAAACUAUUGUCGCGGGCCGUGACCUGCGACGGAAGUUCAAAUUCUUACCCCAAAGACCGGCGCGGCCUCCACCAAGACCAGCUAAGCCAAGGGGUCCAAAGGCUACAGAUGUGAAGCUAUCAAAGCGUCAGUACAGGGCACAUGCCCGCUGUCUGCGCCGCCACGGUGCGGUGCUUACUGAUCGGCUGGAACACAUGUCCAAACCCAGCCGGAGGCAUAUGAUAUAUUUAUGGAGAGAGCAUGCUGAUAUUUUGACACCAGACGCGGUAUGAUACUUUUUUAAAAUG
Papilio polytes (common Mormon) is the source of this 411-nucleotide messenger RNA. RefSeq lists its product as uncharacterized. Lineage: Eukaryota; Metazoa; Arthropoda; Insecta; Lepidoptera; Papilionidae. The record is from RefSeq and is a predicted model, not a curated record. Bases 1 to 396 code for a protein of 131 amino acids. The transcript has 3 exons.